Molecule: messenger RNA, 1257 nt
Organism: Notothenia coriiceps (black rockcod)
Lineage: Eukaryota; Metazoa; Chordata; Actinopteri; Perciformes; Nototheniidae
Product: lysine-specific demethylase 4B-like
Exons: 6
Coding region: 124-1056 (310 amino acids)
Biological process (GO): regulation of gene expression; chromatin remodeling
Cellular component (GO): nucleus; chromatin
Molecular function (GO): histone H3K9 demethylase activity
Source: RefSeq, a predicted model, not a curated record
GCUAAUGCUAGAGCAAAAUCCAUACAGGGUUUUUUUUACAAAACGAAACCAAAUCGAUUAAAAGAACAAGGAGAGGACUAUACGUUUACUGCAGGAGGUUUACCUGCAAUCCUGAAAGACCCUAUGGCUACCGAGAUGUCCAUGGACACGAUGCUGGCUCCUGACCCUGCCCCCUCGUCCGGCCCCCACCCUGCCUUGGCCUCCCCUCCUGCCCUUGGCACCAGUGAAGUCCAGGACCAGAUUUCCAGCGAGGAGCCAGCAAUACCAGAAAUCCCAGACACAGCGCUGACCUCGGAAACCGAUGCUGCCCCAGAUCACAUCCCGGCUCCGCCUAUGAACCCAGACAAGGCCCCCGGCCCUGUUCCAGGCUCUGAGCUGCCCCCAGCCCCCCUGCUGCCGGACAGCGCUAAGAACCCAAGCUGUAAGAUCAUGACCUUCAGGCCCACCAUGGAGGAGUUCAAAGACUUUGCCAAAUACAUCGUCUACAUGGAGAGUCAAGGGGCUCACCGGGCUGGACUGGCAAAGGUGAUUCCCCCAGAGGGCUGGAAGCCGCGGAGGUGCUACGACACCAUCGAGGACAUGGUGAUUCCAGCUCCCAUCGUGCAGGUGGUGACCGGACAGUCGGGUCUGUUCACCCAGUACAACAUCCAGAAGAAGUCUAUGACCGUGGGCGAGUACCGCAAGCUGGCCAACAGCAAAAAGUACUGCACACCCCGGCACAAAGAUUUUGAUGACCUGGAGAGGAAGUACUGGAAAAACCUGACAUUUGUGUCGCCAAUUUAUGGUGCCGAUGUCAGUGGCUCCAUCUAUGAUGAGGACAUUCAAGAGUGGAACAUCGGCCGUCUGAACACGCUGCUGGAUAUGGUGGAGCAGGAGUGUGGCAUCGUCAUCGAGGGGGUCAACACUCCCUACAUGUACUUUGGGAUGUGGAAGACCACAUUUGCCUGGCACACUGAGGACAUGGACCUCUACAGCAUCAACUACCUGCACUUUGGACAGUCAAAGUCAUGGGUCAUCAGUCUUUGCUGUACUUUAUGUCUCAGCCUCUUGGAGUAGACAUAUCAGGAUUUGCAGUUCUUAGUUUGAAGCAGUCGUGUUGCCAUCCCGUCCAGCGCUGAGAGAACCUGUGGGUUAUAUUUUCACCCAAUUCCAAGCCUUUCCUUAUAGGACUCCUGCAUUGAUGUGUCAGUCACUUCUUCAGAUCUGUCACUUGGAUUCAGCCGGUGCCCUGGUACCAUAACAGAAAAAAAUCGAAGA